Engraulis encrasicolus (European anchovy) is the source of this 1285-nucleotide messenger RNA. RefSeq names its product heparan sulfate (glucosamine) 3-O-sulfotransferase 3-like (gene hs3st3l). Gene Ontology annotation, molecular function: [heparan sulfate]-glucosamine 3-sulfotransferase activity. Lineage: Eukaryota; Metazoa; Chordata; Actinopteri; Clupeiformes; Engraulidae. The transcript is spliced from 2 exons. Bases 56 to 931 code for a protein of 291 amino acids. The record is from RefSeq and is a predicted model, not a curated record.
GCCCUCGGUUCAUCCUGUGGCGCAGCUGUACCGCAACAAGAAUGCAUCCGUUAACAUGCCCACGAACGGAAGCUUUGCUGAAAGCACAGGUGCGCCCGCGCCAGCAGGUGCAACAUCCACCGACCCAACAGACAUGGACUUGGCAGCGACAAAGCGCCUUCCCCAAGCACUCAUCAUCGGCGUGAAGAAGGGUGGCACUCGCGCCUUAUUGGAGUUUCUACGACUUCACCCAGAUGUGCGCGCUGCAGGUUCCGAACCCCAUUUCUUCGACAGACACUACGACCGUGGUCUAGAUUGGUACAGGAGCCUGAUGCCCAAGGCUUUGGAUGACCAAAUCGUCAUGGAGAAGACGCCCAGGUACUUUGUGUCCGCAGACAGCCCCGCCCGCGUCCACAACAUGUCCGGUGAUGUCAAGCUCAUCGUGGUGGUGAGGGACCCCAUCACCCGAGCCAUUUCAGACUACGCCCAGAUCGCCUCCAAGGCGCCCAGCGUGGCCAGCUUCGAGAGCCUGUCCUUCAGGAACAGGAGCGCUGGGGGGGCUGUGGAGGUCAACCCCCAGUGGAGCCCCCUAUGGAUCGGCCUGUAUGCCCAGCACCUGCAGCGCUGGCUGGCCUACUUCCCCUCCUCACAGAUACACUUUGUCCACGGCGAGAGGCUGGUGACCGACCCCGCCGGAGAGAUGGCCCGCGUUCAGGACUUCCUGGGCCUGGAGAGGAUUGUGACCGACAAGCACUUUUACUUCAACCAGACUAAAGGAUUCCCCUGUCUGAAGAAGCUGGAGGGGAGCAGUCAGCCCCACUGCCUGGGCAGCACCAAAGGCAGAGCUCACCCCCAGAUCAAGCGCAGGGUGAUCAGGAGACUGAGGGAGUUCUAUCGACCUCAUAAUCUGAGAUUCUACAAAAUGGUGGGCCAAGACUUUGGAUGGCAGUGAGAUGCACCUUUGUGUGUAAGUGAGCGUCACAGGCUGUGUGCAGAUCAGAAGCCGUGGGGAAGACUAUUGAUGAUGUGAGCUCUCUCAUCAGGCUACUGCGUGUCAUACAGACGACACUGUUCUUCGCCAAUCAUAGUUUUGACUCAAUGUUGGAUUGCUUUGAAUAGCCAGACUACAGAAUAGUCCUAAUUUGGGGGAUUACUUGAGAAAUGGAGGACAAAUCAAAUUUUCUGGUCAUCCCAGCCUUCACACAGACUCGAAAUGCAUCACAACCCAAAGACAUCUGUCAAAAUAUUGGAUGAAGAGUCAUCCAAACCUGCUAUAAUGACAACAGCACCAUCAUGUUGGGUGAAG